Molecule: messenger RNA, 2496 nt
Organism: Ascoidea rubescens DSM 1968
Lineage: Eukaryota; Fungi; Ascomycota; Saccharomycetes; Ascoideales; Ascoideaceae
Gene: NCL1
Product: tRNA (cytosine-C5-)-methyltransferase
Exons: 1
Coding region: 81-2330 (749 amino acids)
Biological process (GO): tRNA methylation
Cellular component (GO): cytoplasm; nucleus
Molecular function (GO): tRNA binding; tRNA (cytidine-N5)-methyltransferase activity
Source: RefSeq, a predicted model, not a curated record
GCUGAUCCAGUUUUAUUUGUAGCUGACCAGAAUUCACUGAGAUAGAUACCAGUACUGCAGCAAUUAUCAGAACAACACAAAUGAGAUUUCUGAGAAAUCGUGGUCCUAGACGUCCAAGACAAAGAGUUACCAAUUGGGUCGAAAUUGCAAAAGAAAACGAAAAGUUUGAAAUCUACUAUAAAGCACAAAAUAUUAUCUCCGAAAGUAAAUGGAAUGACUUCCUCAGUGUUUGUAAGAACGCUCUACCAUUAACUUUCAGAAUUACUGGUUCUAGAAACCAUGCCAAUGAAAUAUUAUCUCUCUUCAAAGAGAGAUACUUGCAACCUCUUUUAAACGCAAAACCUUCUUCGGAUCUUGAAGGCGAAAUUCAAUCAAUGUCCUUACCAUGGUACCCCAAUGAGUUUGCAUGGCAAUUGAAUGCAACAAGAGCUUCUAUGAAGACAAUUCCUGAAUACAAAAAAACUCAUAAUUUUUUGGUAUUUGAAACCGAAGUUGGAAAUAUCUCUCGACAAGAGGCUGUUUCGAUGAUUCCCCCAUUGCUACUAGAUGUCAAACCAAACCAUUAUGUUCUUGACAUGUGUGCAGCUCCAGGUUCCAAAACGGCUCAGCUAAUCGAAUCUUUACAUUCCAAUGAUAACGAUGAACUUCCAACUGGCUGUAUUGUUGCUAAUGACUCAGAUUACAAAAGAGCUUAUAUGUUGGUCCAUCAAAUUAAAAGAUUGAAUUCUCCAAAUGUUUUGGUUGUUAAUCAUGAUGGUCAAUUGUUUCCUAAAAUCAAAAACUCUUUGUUAACAAAUAACAAAAAAAGCGGCGAAUUCAUAAAAUUUGAUAGAAUAUUGUGCGAUGUUCCCUGUUCUGGUGAUGGAACAAUGAGAAAAAACAUUAUGGUUUGGAAAAACUGGGGAGUAGGUAAUGGUAUCGGGUUGCACACUUUACAACUAAACAUUUUAAAUAGAGGGUUACAGUUAUUGAAAAAAGGUGGAAAAUUGGUUUAUUCCACUUGUUCGCUAAACCCAAUUGAAAAUGAGGCUGUUGUUGCUGCUGCUUUGAGGAAAUGGGGAGCUGACAAAAUUAGAAUUGCUAAUGUUGACAAUCAAUUACCAGGUUUAAUUAGAGAAAAGGGUUUAAACACUUGGAAAGUAUUCAAUAAAGAAAUGAAAAUUGUUAAUGACAAAGGGGAUGAAAAUAAUAUUAAUUUACAAGAUUCUUUAUUUCCUCCAACGGAAGAUGAAAUAUCCAAGUUUAAUUUGCAAAACUGUGUUAGGGUUUAUCCCCAUUUCCAAAAUACUGGCGGUUUUUUCAUCACUCUUAUUGAAAAAAUUGAUGACGAUGAAGUUUACAAAAAUAAUGUCAAUGAAGAUGAAUUUUUAACUGAAGACUCCAAAAAACGUUCUUCUAGUGACAGUGAAUUGCCAGAAUUUAAAAAAAUUAAAAUUGAUGAGGAUGGGUUGGAAGUAGAUAAAGAGAAUAAAUCUGUUGAUAAAACUGACAAAGAAAAUGAAAAAAAUGAUUUGAAAAUUCAAAAACCCAAAGGUAGAUUGGCUAGAAAUGGUAAUAACGAAGAGCCAUUUAUAUUUCUUGAUAAAAACGAUGAAUUGUUGAAAAGAGUUUGGGGUUUUUAUGAUAUUAAUGAAAAAGUUUCAAAAGAUUGUACAUUGGUUAGAAAUGGGUCAGGUGAAGCAUUAAGAACCAUUUACUACGUAUCGCCAUCAUUAAAGGAUAUAAUUACUAAUAAUGAAAUCAAAUUGAAGUUUAUUCAUGGCGGAAUCAAACUUUUUUCUUCACAAAGACUAAAAAAUCAAUCUGAAGAUUUUAUUCCUUGGAGAAUUCAAUAUGAAUCGUUAUCAUUUUUACUGAAAUAUCUCGGAUCCAAAAGAAGAAUUGUUUGCGAUGAUGUUACACUAAAAUUCUUGAUUGAUACUAAAUUUCCAAAAUUUGAAAACAUUGCAGACCUUAAUCUGGAAUUUGUUGAAGAGAUUAAAAAAAUAGAAACUGGAUGUUGUUUCUUAGAUAUCAUUAGAGAGGAAGGUAAAGAAAAUUUAUGUUUACCAUUUUCUAAAUCCGAUAAUUCAGGACAUUUGAUGGUUAAUAAAAAAGAUUUGAUUGAUCUAUUAUACAGAAUUUAUGGAAUUGAAACCGCAAGAAAAGAUAACAAAAAACAGCAAUCUAAAGAGGCCAAUGAAAAUACAGAAAACUCAAACAAAGAAUUGGAAAAUAAGGAUAAUGACAAAGAUAAUGACAAGAAAGACAAUGAAAAUGACAACGAAAAUGACAAUGAAAAUGAUAAUAAAGAUAAAAAAGAAAAUACUGAUAUUAAACUGGAAAACUAAAAGUUUUCUGCUUAAGGUAGUUAGCUUGGUUAAAGGCUAUGGUAACUUUGAUUAUUUCAUUAUUCUUCUCCAGACUUUUGUAGUAUAAAUUUAUUCCUUUAUACAUAUUUUUUUAAGGGUAUAUUUUUAAUUUACUUUUAUUUUUCAAAGAAAUUUUUAUAUCAUU